Messenger RNA from Leptonychotes weddellii (Weddell seal), 1535 nucleotides. NCBI's taxonomy places the organism in Eukaryota, Metazoa, Chordata, Mammalia, Carnivora, Phocidae. The record is from RefSeq and is a predicted model, not a curated record.
AUGACCUGAUGACCAUGGCUUUCAAAUACCAAAUACUGCUGUGUCCCCGGCCCAAAGAUGUGUUGCUGAUCACUUUCAAUCAUUUAGACGCCAUCAAGGGUUUCAUCCAAGACUCCCCAGCCAUCCUGCAUCAGGUGGAGGAGACUUUCCGGCAGUUGACUGAAAUAUACGGGGCACUGUCUGCGGGGGAGUUCCAGCUGAUCCGGCAGACGCUCCUCAUCUUCUUCCAGGACCUGCACAUCCGGGUAUCCAUAUUUCUAAAGGACAGAGUCCAGAAUUCUAAUGGUCGCUUCGUGUUGCCCGUGUCCGGGCCUGUUCCCUGGGGAACUGAAGUUCCUGGACUCAUCAGAAUGUUCAACGACAGAGGCAAAGAAGUGAAGAAGAUAGAAUUCAAGCAUGGUGGACACUAUGUCACUGCACCAAAAGAAGGUUCUUUUGAACUUUAUGGAGACCGAGUCCUGAAACUGGGAACCAAUAUGUACAGUAUGAACCGGCCCGUGGAAACCCACAUGUCUGGAGCAUCCAAAAACUUAGCUUCCCGGACACAGGAAAGCAUUGCUCCAAACCCUCUUGCUAAAGAAGAGCUGAAUUUCUUGGCCAGGCUGAUGGGAGGGAUGGAGAUUAAGAAACCCAGUGGCCCUGAGCCAGGAUUCCGGUUGAAUCUCUUUACCACCGAUGAAGAGGAGGAACAUGCAGCGCUAACCAGGCCAGAAGAGUUAUCCUAUGAGGUUCUCAACAUACAAGCUACUCAGGACCAGCAAAGGAACGAGGAGCUGGCUCGCAUCAUGGGGGAGUUUGAGGUCAUGGACCAGCCGAGGCAGAGCGCCAGCAAGGGGGAUGAUCUGCUUGCCAUGAUGGAUGAGUUAUAGCUGUGCUGGCCCGGCUCGCCCCCCCAAACGCCCCCUAUGGGACAGGCUGCCGGAUAAGGACCCUGGGGAUGCUCCAGGGAGCAAAAUGAUGCUGCGAGUUUUAUCCUGAGCGUUAACUCCCAUUUCUGUCUAUGUUGUAAUGAACUACGCAAGUCUCCCUCAAGGAGUGCCAUGUCUGGAAGGCACACACAUACGGAGGUUUUCAGCAAAAUAGAUUCUGGCUUUUAAAUUGGACCUUUUCUGUUUUCUUCUGGCUUUAUGGCAACCACCCAAAGCAUCCUGGGUCAUAGGUUCAAGCACCAGAGUCGCUGAGGGGGCGCACCUGUUGCUGCUCUCAACUGUACCUUUCCUGUGGACACGUGCAGCCCACAGAUGCCUGUCUGUGGGUCAUCACGAGACUUCAGAGCUUCCUGGGACGUACUCAGCCUUGUGAGUGAGUUUGAAAUAGGUGGGAAAGGCGGUUGGGGCCCAGUUUAGACAGUCCUCCUCUACCCUGGAAAUUGUAACCUCAGAGGCUGAGUAAGCCAAGCCGUGACCGGGAACACGCAGCUGGGCCCCACGCGGAGCAGGUGGGUGUUCUCUGUCGUUCUCUGCACAUCUCACUAUCUGUAUGUGGUGUGGGCUUAUCCCAUAUGGAAAUGUGUAACAAGGAAACGGUUUGCUUGA